UGGAUGCAAUCUUUUGAUUAAUGUCCAAAUUUUGCUUGCUCUGCUCCCAUACCACUGGCUUGGCUAUCUGCAGGCACAGGGAAACAUUCUUUAUCUUUUUGUUUUUCUUUUCCUAGUCUUGUUUGUAAACUUUAGAGGAUUUCAUACACAAGGAUCUCUUGCAGCCUGGAUUGAUCUGAAGGCAGCAAUGCCUUUGAAGAAAAAGAAACAGUGUUGAAAAGUUUCCCCUAGAAGUUUGGAAAAGUUCUGUCCUUUGUGGGUGAUCAAGCGCUGAAUCCAGUGAGAACAUGACCGAGGAACAGCAUAGAAGUGAUGGAAGGGAUGUGGACAGGCAGCUCCGGCUCAGGGUCUGUGUGCUGAGUGAGCUAUUGAAGACUGAGAGGGACUAUGUGGGGACCCUGGAGUUCCUUGUCUCGGCAUUUUUUCACCGAUUGAUGCAAUAUGCAGCCUCCAAAUCUGAUAAAAAUGUCACAGAGGAAACUGUAAAGAUGUUAUUCUCCAACAUUGAGGACAUUCUUGUGGUACACAGAGACUUCUUGUCCCUUAUUGAGGAAUCCCUGUAUCCUGAACCAAAUUCACACCAAGAAUUGGGAACCUGCUUUCUAAGAUUUAAAGAACGAUUUGCCAUUUAUGAUGAAUACUGCAGCAACCAUGAAAAGGCACAGAAACUUCUCUUGGAGCUGAACAAGAUCAGAACAGUGAGAACGUUUUUGCUGAAUUGCAUGCUACUUGGUGGAAGGAAGAACACAGAUGUUCCACUGGAAGGAUAUCUAGUCGCUCCAAUACAGAGAAUAUGCAAGUACCCACUUCUUUUGAGAGAGUUACUGAAGAGGACUCCAAAGAGGCACAGUGACCAUGCAUCUGUGUUGGAGGCCCUACAAGCGAUGAAGGCUGUGUGCUCCAAUAUCAAUGAGGCCAAGAGAAGGAUGGAGAAAUUAGAAGUGUUAGAGGAAUGGCAGAGUCAUAUUGAGGGUUGGGAGGGAUCCAGCAUAACGGACAAUUGCAGUGAGAUGUUAAUGCAUGGCGUCCUUCAAAAGAUUUCAUCUGGGAACGUCCAAGAGCGGAUCUUCUUCCUCUUUGAUAACCUUCUAGUAUAUUGCAAAAGAAAACAUCGGCGAUUGAAAAAUAGCAAAGCAGCCACAGAUGGGCACCGCUAUCUCUUCCGAGGGCGGAUUAACACAGAAGUGAUGGAGGUUGAGAACGUUGAUGAUGGAACAGCGGACUUUCACAGCAGCGGUAAUCCUGUUACGCACGGCUGGAAGAUACACAACACUGCCAAGAACAAGUGGUUUGUGUGCAUGGCGAAGACGACUGAGGAGAAGCAGGAGUGGCUGGAAGCCAUUUUGAAAGAGAGGGAGAAGAGAAAGUGUUUGACUCUGGGGAUGGAGCAGGACACUUGGAUGAUGAUUUCGGAACAGGGUGAAAAGCUCUAUAAAAUGAUGUGCAAGCAUGGAAACCUAAUUAAAGACCGAAAGAAGAAGCUGACCACAUUCCCAAAAUGUUUUCUUGGAAGUGAAUUUGUGGAAUGGUUACUUGAAAUUGGAGAAAUUCAAAGACCAGAAGAGGGCGUGAAUCUUGGCCAAGCUUUACUGGAGAAUGGAAUAAUUCAUCAUGUUACAGAUAAGCACCAGUUUAAAUCGGAACAGAUGUUAUAUCGGUUUCGUUAUGACGAUGGCACCUACUACCCAAGAAAUGAAAUGCAGGAUGUAACAUCAAAGGGUGUUAGACUAUACUGCCGUCUUCAUAGCCUGUUUACUCCAGUAAUUAGGGAUAAAGACUACCAUCUGCGAACAUAUAAAUCAGUGGUUAUGGCAAACAAGCUGAUAGACUGGCUUAUAGCUCAGGGGGAAUGCCGGACAAGAGAAGAAGCCAUCAUUCUUGGUGUGGCAUUAUGUGACAACGGAUUCAUGCAUCAUGUAUUGGAGAAGAGUGAGUUCAAGGAUGAGCCUCUGUUGUUUCGAUUCUUCUCUGAUGAAGAAAUGGAGGGUUCCAAUAUGAAGCACAGACUCAUGAAACAUGACCUAAAGAUUGUUGAGAAUGUUAUUGCUAAAUCUCUCUUGAUAAAGCCCAGUGAUGGAAGCUAUGGCUUUGGACUGGAAGAUAAAAAUAAAGUACCUAUAGUGAAAUACAUUGAACGAGGAUCUAAUGCAGAGUUGUCAGGAAUGGCAAUCGGGAAAAAAAUCUACGCUGUGAACGGUGACCUUGUUUUCCUGAGGCCCUUCCAUGAAGUCGAUUGUUUUCUGAGGACUUGCUUGAACAGCAGAAAACCUCUGAGAGUUCUCAUGAGCACAAAACCCAGAGAGACAGUUAAAAUUCCAGAUUCUCCAGAGGGACUCGGAUUCCAGAUUAGAGGAUUUGGUCCAUCUGUUGUACAUGCUGUGGGUAGAGGGACAGUGGCUGCUGUUGCUGGUCUGCACCCAGGGCAGUGCAUCAUCAAAGUGAAUGGGAUCAAUGUCAGUAAGGAAAGCCAUGCAAGUGUCAUUGCUCAUGUGACUGCCUGCAGGAAGUUUCGGAGGCCAAUGCAGCAAGAUUCUAUCCAGUGGAUCUAUGACAGCACUGAGAGUGCCAAGGAAGAUAUCAUAAAACCAGCUCAUCCUCGGCCCUUAGGAGAAAACGAAGGGGAUGUAUUUGACUGCAAAGUAGAAGAGGUUAUUGACAAAUUCAACACCAUGGCAAUCAUUGAUGGAAAGAAGGAUCAUGUGAGCCUCACUGUGGAUAACGUUCACCUAGAGUAUGGUGUUAUUUAUGAGUAUGACAGCACGGCAGGAAUCAAGUGUCAUGUAGUGGAGAAGAUGGUUGAACCAAAGGGCUUCUUCAGCCUAAGUGCCAAGGUAUUAGAUGCUUUUGCUAAAAGUGAUGAACAGUUUGUACAAAACUGCAGCAAUCUGCAUUCUUUACAAGAAGUCAUUCCUCCAGAUCUUCAGAGUAAAUUUACUAUCAUCUGUCGAGAGAAAAUCGAACAUAUUUACAGGAGGAUCGCUAGUUACAGAAAGUUUUCAAGGGUUUUAAAAAACAGAGCAUGGCCUACGUUCAAGCAGGCAAAGUCAAAGAUCUCACCACUCCACAGCAGUGAUUUCUGCCCAACAAACUGUCAUUUCAACGUCAUGCAGGUUUCAUACCCCAAAACCUUGACAUCCCUUGGCAGUGCAUUUGGGGUGCAACUAGACAAUAGAAAACAGACUUCCCAGGACAAAGAAAAUAAAAUCACAGAGCACGGUAAACUCAGUCCUAUGGUGUACGUACAACAUACUACAACCACCAUGGCUGCACCUUCGGGACAUUCAUUAGGUCAGCGUGAUGGCCAUGGCUUGCGGUAUUUACUUAGAGAUGAAGAUUUGGAAACACAGGAUAUACACCAUAAGUUACUAUGCAAACUCCAGUCGGCCCUGGCAGAAGUGGAAACCUGCGUGUCCCAAAUUGAUGAAUUAUUGUCUUCAAUAACUUGUUCUCCCAAAUGUGAUCGUAAGACGGAAACGUUAAUAGUGGUGGACAGCGACAAUGAAAGGGGAGAGAAGAAUGGGAAGAAAGUGUGCUUCAAUGUUGCAGGGGACGAGCAAGAAGAUUCAGGUCAUGAUACCAUCAGCAACCGAGAUUCUUACAGUGACUGCAACAGCAACAGGAACUCCAUUGCCUCCUUCACUAGUGUGUGCAGCAGCCAGUGUAGUUCAUACCUACACAGUGAUGAAAUGGACUCUGGGGAUGAGCUGCCCUUAAGUGUCAGAAUUUCCCAUGAGAAACAAGACAAAUUACACAGCUGCUUGGAACACCUUUUUAGCCAGGUGGAAUCAAUUACUAAUCUUCUAAGGGGACCAGCUGUUGCAAGAGCAUUUGAACAAACAAAAUACUUCACACCAGGAAGAGGCCUACAAGAGUUUCAACAGGAAAUGGAACCUAAAUUAAGUUGUCCAAAGCGGUUACGACUUCAUAUUAAGCAGGACCCCUGGAAUCUGCCAAGUAGUGUCCGAAUUCUUGCACAGAACAUUAAGAAGUUUGUAGAAGAGGUUGAAACGCGGAUACUUUUGGCUUUACUUGAAUAUACAGAUAGUGAAAUUCAACUUAGGAGAGAUAUGGUCUUCUGCCAGAGCUUGGUGGCUGCUGUUUGUGCUUUCUCUGAACAGUUAUUGGUUGCACUAGGUCAUAUGUAUGAUAGCAACAGAGAGUAUGAAGUAGAAACACAAGAGGCCAGCAGAAGAUGGUUGGAGCAGAUUGCUAACGCUGGAGUUCUCUUCCACUUCCAGUCCCUUCUUUCUCCAAACCUGACAGAUGAACAAGCUAUGCUGGAGGAUUCGCUUGUUGCUUUGUUAGAUUUGGAAAAGGUCAUGUUUUACUUCAGACAAGCUGAACAAGGACCACAAGUGGCAAAUGUUCCCAUCACUUAUCAGGCAGAGGGAAGUCGUCAGGCAUUAAAAAUUUACUUUUACAUAGACGAUUAUCACUUUCAACAUUUACCACAACGGCUGAAGAAUGGAGGAGGUUUCAAAAUUCACCCCGUUCUAUUUUCUCAAGCCCUGGAGAGCAUGGACGGCUAUUAUUACAAGGAUAAUGUUUCUAUAGAGGAAUUUCAAGCUCAGAUUAAUGCCGCUUCACUUGAGAAAGUUAAACAGUAUAAUCAAAAACUAAGGGCUUUCUUCUUGGACAAGACAAACCUUCCUCCAAAUACCACAUCUAAAGCUGCUUUUAUUGACAAGCUGAUGAGGCCAUUAAAUGCUUUGGAUGAAUUGUACCGGCUGGUAGAUUCUUUUAUUCACUCCAAACGUACAGCAGCCUGUGCCUACACAGCUUGUAGCGCCUCAGGAGUUGGAUUGCUGUCUGUGUCGUCAGAACUUUGUAACCGGCUUGGAGCCUGCCAUAUAAUAAUGUGCAAUAGUGGGGUGCACAGAUGCACUUUGAGUGUCACUCUUGAACAGGCUCUAAUUCUUGCCCGGAGUCAUGGACUGCCACCCCGUUACAUCAUGCAAGCUACAGAUGUCAUGAGAAAGCAGGGAGCACGAGUUCAGAAUACAGCCAAGAAUCUGGGUGUCCGGGACAGAACUCCCACAUCUCUUCCAAGGUUAUACAAGUUAUGCCAGCCUCCACCUGCUGAUGACGAGCCCUGAAUACACUCACCUUGAAAAGAAACCCAUGACGAAAAUCAAAACUAAUUUCUGGACUGCUCUUGUAAAUGUACAUAUAAAGUCUAUCAGAGACCAAAAUGCUGCAUUAGUCGUGUGGACAAAGACUACACCAGCAGCAUAGAUUGUACACUGGAAUCCCAUUGGAAGAAGCACUUAAGUGUUGUAAAAAAUUCAAGAAGGACACUGUACAAUGAAAGAAUUUCAAUUGUGGAUCCAUAUCAAUUUUCACCUAUAAACAGGACCUAUUUUUUUAUUAUUGUUAUCAGUAAAAAUUGAAAUGUUAUAUUACAAAAAGGAAACCUUUGUACCUACUUUGCUAUCAAUAAACAGCAACAUAUGUUAUAUAUGUCAUUAUUCUCUAUAACAAACUUACAAAAACAUGGCGUAGAGACGUUUCAAUAAUAAAAAUUAAAUAUAUU
This is a messenger RNA of Nanorana parkeri, 5533 nucleotides long. It is a transcript of the gene PREX2, whose product is annotated as phosphatidylinositol-3,4,5-trisphosphate dependent Rac exchange factor 2. Bases 288 to 5096 code for a protein of 1602 amino acids. Gene Ontology annotation, molecular function: guanyl-nucleotide exchange factor activity; protein binding. NCBI's taxonomy places the organism in Eukaryota, Metazoa, Chordata, Amphibia, Anura, Dicroglossidae. The record is from RefSeq and is a predicted model, not a curated record. Gene Ontology annotation, biological process: intracellular signal transduction. The transcript has 40 exons.